AUGAAGUUCUCCUCCGUUCUUGUCGCCCUCGCGGCCGCCGGUGCCGUCCAGGCCGCCCCAUCCCCGCAACAAGCAGGUCUUCCCACCACGGUUCCCAAGUGGUGUGGUCACAUCGGCCAGGGCUGCAAGCGAACCGUCGAGUCCCACAACGAGUUCAAGCGCUCCGCCAGUGCUCUCGCUGAGGCCAUGGCUUACACCGUGCCCACCUCCGUUUCGAAGUGGUGUGGCCACGUCGGACAGGGCUGCUACAAGGCCAAGCGUGCCGCCGAUGCUGUCGAGGAGGUCAAGCGCACCACCGACAACCUUGCCGUCGCCAUGGCUGACCUUGAGGAUGAUGCUGGUUUCGAAGAGUAA
Molecule: messenger RNA, 354 nt
Organism: Penicillium bovifimosum
Lineage: Eukaryota; Fungi; Ascomycota; Eurotiomycetes; Eurotiales; Aspergillaceae
Product: mating alpha-pheromone PpgA
Exons: 1
Coding region: 1-354 (117 amino acids)
Source: RefSeq, a predicted model, not a curated record